CCGCCGACGUGCAAAUACGUCCUCGUUGCGGUAGCCGAAUUUCUAUCUUCGCUCGUUCGCAAGCCACGUUAUCAAGCCAACGAAAACAAGAUUAAAUUUGUAAACGCGCGAUUCUCCGGCCAGUACUAGCUGCUAGUUAAAAUUAUUAUUUUCUAACGGGACACUGAUAAAUACUUGCAAAUUGUACAUAUAUAACAGUUAAAGAGAUAAGAGUCGUAAAUUCAUCCCAGUUAAAAGGUGAAGUGUUCUCGGUAGUAAUAAUAUUUCAUUAAACAGCAAUUAUAAACUAAAAAACAGCGGUGGAUGCUGGAUACUGAACGCAGCCAGCGAAUCUAAAAAGAUGAGAACUUUCGUAACGUGUCUCCUCGUUCUGGGGAUCUGCCAGGCGAGUUUCCAGCUCGAGAAUACCGUCGGCGAAGCGGAUUUAAGAUACAGGUUGCCGUCCGACAUAGUGAUGCCGAUCGCAUACAAAUUGCAUCUCAAACCUAAUUUGGGGAGAAUCACAUUUGACGGUGAAGUGGACAUCACAUUAAUAGCGCUGAACACCAGCGAUACCUUGACGCUGAAUUCAAAAUACUUGUUCAUCUACGACGUUAAGUUCGUGGAUUUGAAUACAACAAAUACUUUGUGGAAUAAGUACCUAGUGGACAAAAGUCACGAGAUUUUGAACAUCACAAUAAAACCCCGGUUUGAAAAGGAUCAUCACUACUCGCUUCAGAUACAAUUCGUUGGAGUUUCGAGAGACAAUACGACAGGAAUUUAUAAGAGGCUCGUGCAAACGGAUGGUGUCACCGAGCACGUCGCAACAACUCAUUUUAAGCCGACGAAAGCUCGACAAACGUUCCCCUGUUGGGACGAGCCCGUCUACAAGGCAAAAUUCAACAUCACUUUGACGCAUAAUAAAACACUGCAGGCGAUCUCUAAUAUGGACGUACUAAAAAAAGAAGAAAAAGAUGGCAUGAUGACCACUUCAUUCAAAGAAACCCCAUUGAUGUCUACUUACUUAGUAGCAUUCGUUCUAAGCAAUUAUCAAUUUAAGGAAGAUAGAGUAGGCAACUUCACUUAUAGAGUGUGGACGAAGGCGAGCACGAUAAAUCAGACUGACUACGCUUUGAAAAUGGGUAGGAAGCUUCUAGAACAGCUGAACUCGUACACGAAUAUUUCGUACCAGACAUACAUGCCAGAUAAAAUAGAUCAAGUCGCGGUAAAGAGUUUCUUCCUAAACACUGCCAUGGAGAACUGGGGCCUCGUAAUUUACAGUGAAAGUAAUCUUCUUUACGACGAAAUUUUAAAUGCAACCCGCACGAAGAUGGAUGUACUCACGAACAUCGCUCACGAGUUCACUCAUCAAUGGUUCGGUAAUCUUGUCAGCCCGAAAUGGUGGAAAUAUGUUUGGCUGAACGAAGGAUUCGCCAAAUAUUUCCAAUACUUCAUUGCUCACAAAGUAGAACCUGAAUUGCGAUUGGACGAUAUGUUCGUUGUGGAGAGGAUGCAAGGAUACGCGAUGGUCACUGAUGCGGUCCCGAUGAUACGUCCCAUAAAUAAGGACGUGAUCACCCCUCAAGAACUCCUCAAGACGUUCGACGCCAUCGCUCACGAGAAAGCUGCUUCUAUUAUUCGAAUGAUGUCUCACGCUAUGACGGAAGAGGUUUUCCAUAAGGGCUUGAAAUUAUAUCUUAAAAGCCACGCGUUGGGUAAUGCGGAUUCGAAUGACCUUUUCGGAUCCCUCCAGAAAGCCUUGGACGAAAGUGGGAUUAAAUGGAAACAGUCCGUGCAAGUUAUAAUGCAUAACUGGGUGGAAUAUCCAGGAUAUCCGACGUUGACAGUUAAGAGAGUCGAUGAGGGCUACCAAUUGACACAGGAACGUUUUCUGAUCGUGUUUUCAAAAUUCCACAAAUACCGUACCAAGUGGUGGAUACCAAUCACUUAUGUCCAGGAAUCUGAUCCCAAUUUCACUAACACGACUCCUGUCGAUUGGUUUUCUCCGGACGACGAAUCAUACACCGUGCCAUCUAAGGAAAAAACGGGAUGGUUUGUUUUCAACACGCAGCAAGCAGGUUACUAUCGCGUGAACUAUGAAAUAGAGAAUUGGAAACUGUUGAUAAAAGAGCUGAACAAGGGGAACAAUACAAAAAUACACCCGGUGAACCGUGCGCAGAUGAUCGACGACGCGUUCAACUUAGCUCGUACUGAAAGUUUGAACUACACGCUCGCACUGAACGUGACACUCUACUUAACACACGAGACCGAUUACAUACCCUGGCAACCGGCGUUCAGGCACUUGGGAUUCCUGCAGAACUUGUUACGCACCUCCAACAAAUAUUACACUUUCAAGCGUUACGUGGCAUAUCUGAUGAAGGCUUUGACGAAGAACGUUGGCUAUGAACCGAAGGCGAAUGACAGCGAUCUCGUCAAAAUGCUCAGAGUGGACGCAAUGAGAUGGGCCUGCGAAGUUGGCAUCGAGGAUUGCACAUCCUAUGCUGAGAAAACAUAUCAAGAAUGGCUCAAGAAUCCUCAGAUGAAAUUGGACGUUAACCUGAAGACAGAAAUUCUCUGCGCUGGGGUCAGGAACGCGAACGAGAGCGCGUGGACUGAUACUCUGGGGUACAUAACUGCAUCUACGACCGAUGAGGACGAUAGGAAGAAUCAGCUGGUGGCUCUAGCCUGUUCCAACUCGUCUCACAUUCUGACGAAAUACCUAAACUUAACUCUUGAUUCCAAUUACCCGAUUGAUUUCAAGACCGUUGCGAAAAACGUGGUGUCCAGAUAUCCGGCCGGUUCCCAGCUGGUUUUCAAUUUCCUGCUCAAAGAAUACGAACGCAUCGAGAAAUUACCCAAUUCCAAAAUCGUAAUAGCAGAACUCGCUGAAGCGAUAAGUGAAACAAUUACGAGCGGACAGCAACAUUUUAAUUUAAACGCAUUUUUGCUGGAUAGAAGAGUGGAGGAACUGCCGGAGUUCGCCAUGGCAAAGGCGAUAAAGAACGUGAUAUGGAUUCAGAACUACAAGUCAACUGUAGAUGAGUGGUUGGACGCUAACAGUAAUUUAUUCGAUAGCCCCGAUAACGGAGGUGAUAGUGCCAGCUCGUCAUAUCUUCGUUUCGAUCGUACUAAAGGGGAGUUUUAAUAAAAUAGAAGCAUUAAAACGUAGUUUUGAUAAAAUAGACGCACCAGAGCGUAAUUUUAAUGAAAUAGGAACGAGCCAAUGGAUGCAUUAAGAGAUUUAGAAUUAAUACACCAAGAAUGUACUAAAGCGAAUCGUAAAACGGCGACAGAAAUACGUAGGGCUUCGAGUAAGCCAAUAGGUUUCAUAAAAAAUGAAUAGACAGUGUAAAUAAAUAUUUUUAUAUCCUCUCGAUGAAAGUAUGUGCAACAAUGAAAUAAUGAAAGAAACUGCGACAUUGUAAAAUGCGCUUAAAUUACUCAUAAUUAAAUACUCCACGGCAAUUAAUUAAGAGUGAAA
Messenger RNA from Ceratina calcarata, 3460 nucleotides. RefSeq names its product aminopeptidase N-like. The transcript is spliced from 11 exons. The record is from RefSeq and is a predicted model, not a curated record. Gene Ontology annotation, molecular function: peptide binding; metalloaminopeptidase activity; zinc ion binding. NCBI's taxonomy places the organism in Eukaryota, Metazoa, Arthropoda, Insecta, Hymenoptera, Apidae. Gene Ontology annotation, cellular component: membrane; cytoplasm. Gene Ontology annotation, biological process: proteolysis; peptide catabolic process. Bases 341 to 3124 code for a protein of 927 amino acids.